AUGGCCGAAUCUGGUGGUCAGGCAGCUCGGCCAAGUCAGUCUCUGUUUGGUCCGUAUCCCCUGCCACCAUCGGCAGCUGCCUUCAUGGCACAGGUGGAGACGGAGAACGAACUGAACGCGGAUGAGUUGGCUUCGAUGAGAACCGCAUUUGAGAAACAGAAUGGACCAGCGGCCGUUGAUGAGCCAGUUGUGGGGCACAUGAAUGCUGCUGGUAUCAUCGAGGAAUGGAACCUGCCGUGGAAAUGCAUGAUCAGAAUUUUUCAGAGGGAAAUUGAAACGGGCCGACCCCUUUUCUUUCCGACAAUGACCGUCGCGCAGUCAUGCCGAUGGCCACAAAUCAAAACUACUAAGACGCUUCAGAACAUGGUCGGAGAUGUUCGAUUUCAGAUGAGUCGACACCAGCGUGUGGUCAUCCCUGCUAAGUUUGUACUGAUGGCCCCGAAAGAUCGCGCAUUGUUGACCGGUGAUGAGGUGAUGGAAUGGCAUGCGGCCAGCGAGCGUCUCAUUCGAGACGACAUUCCGAGACGAUACAAGGACUACCUCAAAUCGGAGAUAAGGAGGUAUGACCCUCGACUACAACAAUCCCGAAGCCGAACUUGGUCAAAGUACAUGGCUGAGGACCGACCAUCAUGGAUCAAGCUGGAGACGAUCAGAUGCUGUGAGAUGGGAAUCAUCCCCGUCGAGGUUGAGAAGAAGAUUACUUCGGAGUAUUCAUAUUACCUCAACGAAAAGCUGUUCUUCGACACCAGCGACGACGUUAUCAUCGCCCCUGACCUGACACGUAUCCCUAUUCGUAUGUUGCCUGUACCUUCUUCCACGACACAGAUAGAACAGGAUCUGGUGUUCUGGCGUGCUCAUGGAUCAUGGCCCACCAAAGGUGGCAAUAAUAAGGACCGACUGAUUGCUGCUAACAUGUCACUCUUACAAAUCACUAAUGAACUGACCGAUGCUCGAAAGAAGAACGACGACCUGAGAGAUAAGGUCAAGAUUGGUGAGGACGAACGACGAGAGUUGAAAAAGGUUGUGGCAGAGUAUGAGGCUAAACAGUCUCAGUAUGAAGAUUGGAGAAAAGAUUCUGAGCGCCUGGCUGUGUUGCAGGCUGAGUGUGAACAUCUACAGACGGCGAUGAAAGAAACACAGAACAAUGCUCAGGAAGAGGUGAAAAGGGCUGAAGAAGAUGCCAACACGAAGCUGAGAGAGGUUGAAGGUCGCGCCAAAGCAGCUGAGCGACGACUGAUGAUGAAGGCAGGAUCCGUGGGAUUUGCGGUGGGAGUUUUCGGGUCCCAGGUUAUGAUUAAGAUGUGGGAAGGGUUGGUGGUCCUGUGCGGGUGGUUGUUCCACGAACUUGGAGAGUUGGUGACGACGGUCAAGAACGCAUUGAGGGCGUUCGGACUUUUGCUGGUGGCCUUGGGCCGGACGUUGACCGACGAGUGA
Molecule: messenger RNA, 1434 nt
Organism: Daldinia childiae
Lineage: Eukaryota; Fungi; Ascomycota; Sordariomycetes; Xylariales; Hypoxylaceae
Exons: 1
Coding region: 1-1434 (477 amino acids)
Source: RefSeq, a predicted model, not a curated record